Molecule: messenger RNA, 648 nt
Organism: Mucor velutinosus
Lineage: Eukaryota; Fungi; Mucoromycota; Mucoromycetes; Mucorales; Mucoraceae
Exons: 5
Coding region: 1-648 (215 amino acids)
Source: RefSeq, a predicted model, not a curated record
AUGAAUCUGACUGCAACUUAUGUUCAGUUAUCUCAACUCAAAGUCGAGGCAUUAAUGCCACCUUUAGUAGCAAUGCUGUUGUGCGUUGGCUUUACUGCGUCCAAUCACCCUCAAGGCGUUCCUAUUGUCAUGAACCACUAUCUGGACCAAAUUGAUUCGGUGGAGGACCAAAUCAAGUGGAUAGAAUACAUUCGAAAUGCCAUGUUCAAGAGCAUUGUGCUCUGUGGUUGCCCAAGGGUGAUAAAUGCUGAAAUUGCGCUGUACAAUCACUUGUCCGUUCAAUAUCGAUCAUUACUUAGAACAACUGCUCUCAAUGCCAAUGGAAACACAACCUUAUGGAAUGCACGAGGCAUGGGUUUUUUCAACCAAAUCUAUGGGACAGGAUCAGAGAAAAAACAAAAGAUGAUACAAGACGCUCAUCCGGAUUUGUGGCAGUACAUAAACGAGAUCUACGGAAACAUCAUCUCUGAUACGACACAUCUGAGUGCUGUCGAUACAGAGUUGCAAGCGAUUGUGAGUUUAAUUCAGAUGGACGCCUUGCCUCAACUGCAGGAUCAUAUUUUGGGUGCUGAAAGAGUUGGUGCUACCAAGGAACAAAUAAAAGCAGCUGAAUUCAUUGGUUACAAAGUAAAGCACUUUUUAGAAUAA